UUUUAUUCGCCUUUCUUUAUCAUUAAUAUUAUUAUUAUUUUUUUUAAAAAAAAAAAAACAAAACAUGGAACAACAAUCAACUGGUAGUGCUUGGCCUGAACCACCUAAAUUUUAUAGACGAUAUACAAAAGCCAAUUUGGAACGUUUAAAACACGCUCAAGCCAUCAAUGACUAUUCUGAAGAACCAAUAAAACAACCACAUAUGGUCGACUUUUCAUUAAGAUCUUUAGAACCACCAGAAGUUCCUACUGAUGAUUAUGUAGUAUUUGAUCAACAUUGGAAGGUACAAGAUCGACUACCUACCCUACAAGAACAAAAUAUCAAGCAAUUAUUCCCAAAAGAUAAGAUAGAUCGUGUAGCAGAAUUGAAAAGAUUGAAUCGAACAUUACUUGUACAGUUCCUAGAUCUUUUAGAAACUCUUGCCAAGAAUCCUGAUGAAUAUGGAAAACAAAUAGAAAACAUCAGCAUUAUAUUUAUCAACAUGCAUCAUAUCCUCAAUGAAUACAGACCACAUCAAGCACGAGAAGCAUUAAGGAUUUUGAUGGAAGAACAAUUGGAAAAGAAACGAAAUCAAACGGCACAGAUAAAAAGAAAAACACAAGAAACAAUGGAUAUGUUGAAACAAUUUGGUCACAGCAUUUCAUCAUCACCAUCAGCAGAAUCUACAAAGCACCAAAAAAUGGAUGAAGAGUAGAAUAGAUAGUUUUGAAUGAAUGUUUUUUUAUUUUUAUUUUUAUUUGAUGUUGAUGAAUAAAAAGACAAUGAUUUAUUGAAAUAAAUACUAAUAAAGGUAUAG
This is a messenger RNA of Halteromyces radiatus, 796 nucleotides long. RefSeq names its product mediator complex, subunit Med7. Gene Ontology annotation, biological process: regulation of transcription by RNA polymerase II. Gene Ontology annotation, molecular function: transcription coregulator activity. Gene Ontology annotation, cellular component: core mediator complex; mediator complex. The transcript has 6 exons. NCBI's taxonomy places the organism in Eukaryota, Fungi, Mucoromycota, Mucoromycetes, Mucorales, Cunninghamellaceae. Bases 65 to 694 code for a protein of 209 amino acids. The record is from RefSeq and is a predicted model, not a curated record.